Amphiprion ocellaris (clown anemonefish) is the source of this 5414-nucleotide messenger RNA. RefSeq names its product DDB1 and CUL4 associated factor 8 (gene dcaf8). Lineage: Eukaryota; Metazoa; Chordata; Actinopteri; Pomacentridae. Gene Ontology annotation, cellular component: Cul4-RING E3 ubiquitin ligase complex; cytoplasm. The coding region runs from base 274 to 2109 and encodes 611 amino acids. The record is from RefSeq and is a predicted model, not a curated record. Gene Ontology annotation, molecular function: protein binding. The transcript is spliced from 13 exons.
AGACGCUGAACCGUCAAAACAUAAACAGUCAACCUUGUGUGAACGCAGCCAGCUCGCUUUAUAGUCAGCCUUUUAAAAGCUUUAUGCACCCCUUCCAAAUGUUGUGUCUUCUCCGUCAGAGAGUUCCUUGUCGAGGCACUUAGCUCAUUUGCUAAGCAGCGACGUGGAGAAAAAAUAUCUGCAGUAAAGAUUAGGACUAAACUAAGAAGUACGCCUCGUCGGGCCUUCUUGUAGAGGUUCUACUUCGGGUCGACGCAGGACAAAGGAGACGGAAUGGCUGAGGCUGACGGCAAAUCCACUGUGCUUAACGGUGGCUCUGAGGAAAACAAGCCUGGAGAAGAUCAACACAAGGAGCGGGAUGCCUCUGGAAGCAAAGAGGGCCAAACACAGUCUUCCUCUCAAGAUGCUCCCAAAGAAACAGCAGAGGCAUCUGGAGACAAACCUAUGCCAGAUGUGGAAGGAGAGACGGGGACAAACAGAGAGGUAGAGGAGGAUGAAGACACAGACAGCAUGGACGGCAGUGGCCUCUACUCCUUGACUGAGGAUGGUGAAAGGGAGAGCGGGGGAGGGAGACGAGAGAAGGCCAAGGAAAAAGAUGGUGGACAAAGGGCAGCCAGGAAGAGGAACAGGCCUGGUGGCGGCAACAGCCACUCCUCCAGCUCAGAUGAAGAUGACGAUGAGGACGAAGAAGAAGAACAGAAAGACGAUGAAGACGAUGAUGAGGCUAUGGAGGCAUGGUUGGGAGCAGAGCUUCGUGACCUGCGAGGCCCUGUGUGGCGGGCAGUACCCUCGCUGCGCUCCAGGGAGAUCGGAAGGGACUCGCACCAGUUCGUAAGGCGUGUGUGUGGGGCCCGUGGCCUAGUGCAGAGGUUGGAGCUCCAGGGCCGCUUAGAGAGGCACACAGGCUGCGUCAACACUUUGCAUUUCAACCCCUCUGGCACACGCUUGGCAUCAGGCAGCGAUGACCUGCGAGUGGUGAUCUGGGACUGGGCCAUCCGCCGUGCUGAGCUGGAGUUUGACAGUGGACAUAAGAGCAAUGUCUUUCAGGCAAAGUUCCUGCCUCACAGUGGAGACUCCACUUUGGCCAUGUGUGCCCGUGAUGGUCAGAUCAGAGUGGCUGAGCUAUCUGCCACACAGCGCUGCAAGAACACAAAGCGGGUAGCACAACAUAAAGGGGCAGCACACAAGCUGGCCCUUGAGCCAGAUUCCCCCUGCUCCUUUCUGUCUGCUGGAGAGGAUGCUGUGGUGUUUGGCAUUGACCUGCGUUUAGACCGCCCCGCCAAUAAACUGGUGGUUGUGAAGGAGGGUGAUAAAAAAGUGGGACUGUACACCAUUUUUGUGAACCCAGCAAAGACACACCAUUUUGCAGUUGGAGGGAGAGAUCAGUAUGUAAGGAUCUAUGACCAGAGGAAGAUUAAUGAAAAUGAUAACAACGGUGUACUGAAAAAGUUUUGUCCCUCACAUCUUGUAUCCAGCGAGUCCAAAACCAACAUAACCUGCCUUGUGUACAGUCACGACGGCGCAGAGCUCCUGGCUAGUUACAAUGAUGAAGACAUCUACUUGUUUGACUCCAACCACAGUGAUGGGGCAGACUAUUGCCGGAGAUACAAGGGACACCGCAAUAAUGCCACAGUGAAGGGGGUAAACUUUUAUGGGCCAUGCAGUGAGUUUGUGGUCAGCGGCAGUGACUGUGGACACAUCUACCUGUGGGACAAGUACUCUGCUCGCAUUAUCCAAUUCAUGGAAGGAGACAGAGGAGGAGUGGUCAACUGUCUGGAGCCACAUCCCCAUCUGCCAGGUAUGGCUACAAGUGGGCUGGACCAUGACAUUAAACUGUGGGCCCCCACAGCUGAAAGCCCUACAGGACUCAAGGGUCUAAAAGAGGUGAUGAAGAAAAACAAGCGGGAGCGUGAUGAGGACAGCGUGCGCCAUGGCGACCAGUAUGACACCCAGCUGCUGUGGUUCCUGAUGAGACACAUGAGGAACAGACGACCUCCAAGGGCACGCCGUGAGGGUGCAGAUGCAGAUACAGAUGAGUCCUGGAGCUCUCCAGAUUCUUCAGAUGAAGAGGAAGGAGGUCCAGACCAUGUCCAGUGCAUGUCAUCUUGAACCACACAUACAUACUUACACUCAUACAGAUAGAUACACACACACAUACAUACAUACAUACAUACAUACACACACACACACAGACAUACAUACAUACAUUCUUUAUUGCCCUUGAAUUGAUGCACAUAGGCAAGCACUAUUGACACACUGGCACACUCAAACACUGAUGAGCCACAAACUUUUUUUUUUGUUUUUUAACACACAUACAAACACAGAUAAACACAUACAUUUACUUAAACAUACUGUUGAAGCAGAGUGACAGAGAUGCUUAAUGCCUGGUUUCCCAGCUGAGUGUGCAAAUGGCGACCACAGACUGCAUACACACUUCCUGAAUCCUGAUUUCUUUGAGAAUUGUACAAAGAGGUUUAGUGAGUGCUUACAUCCCUAUAAACCACUUGGAGGCCCCUGGUUGUCCGUACAUUAUCUAUUUGCUCUGCCUAGACCCAGAACAAUGUACUGUGUGUAUGGCAACAAGUACCUCCAACUUUAGGCAACCUGUAGUAAGCUAUACUUCACCAGCAUACAAUCUCCCCUCUCUUAGUAACACACCUCUUGCUCUUGACCUUUCUGUGCUGAUGAAGUGGGAUUCAGUAGGAAGCAAGGGUGUAUGUUUAUCUCCUCAGACCAUCCCCUAAAUGUGACUUCCUUUAAGAUCUGAAUUUUAAUAGGGAGAACCCAUAUCCCCUCACUCCAUCACCCUAGUCUCAUACUGAUGUUUUGGCUGUGAGCUUGUGCAGCUAGUUGCAUUUAUCACACUUUUGCUCCCAGAAAACUACUAACUCUACAUGCUGCAUUACCCUACAUGCUGCCCUCAGCCACUCCCUCCACUCUUCCUUCCAUCAACCUCCCCCAUCAUCACUGAGUGCACUUUGAAUCAGGGAUGCUUUAGUUUGAGACAGAAAAAAAUGUGCACUCAGUGUGUGACUUCAGGGGUAGAGCUGUUGAGAAGUUAACUUUAUUUCUUAAAAAAAUAAAUAAAAAAUGUAGUUGGGGGAUAUUUUGCACUUAAGCAUUUCUUUACUGAGGAGAAGUGGUGUCCUUUGCUCCUACCAGCCUUCCUCCUCUUUUUUCCUCCCUCGCUUUUCAUUCAGAAGCUCAUCUUUGACAGAAAAUCUAUGAUUCACCUCUCACUAACCAUGAAAAUGGAGAGGUAGAUGGUGUUCGGCAUGUAUAUAGGAAAUAGGGACUAAUUUUGGGCUCUUUUGGAAAACUGUCUAAUUUUGAAGAGCCAGAACUGACCUGGAGCAAUCACAAUUGAAACACUGCCUAUGAGCCAGUUGAGAUUGGAGUCUUGAAGGACUGCAGUUGUUUAUGUGGUUCCUAAUUUUAUAAUUCAAUUUAUAAUUUCAUAAUUUUUUUGCUACGAGUCUGGAAAGAGGUGGAAAUAACUUAUCUGGUUCAGGCAGAAGUAGGGAUGUCCUGAUACAUUUUUUUGCCCCCAAUCAAAUCUGAUGCAGUUAUUAAUUUGUGCUAACUUCAGGUACUGUGUAUUAGGUGUACAUGACUUCCUGCUCUCACUUUUUGAUAUUGCAGUGACCCAAAGAGACGUCACUGGGACUAUAGUCUAACUUACCGGAUGUAGGUUGUCGGUACAAGUCUGCCAUUGGUCGAUCAUUUCAGCUGGCAUUCUCCCUCCUUUCAUCUAUCUGUGUGCUACCAUCUUCGUUGCCCCAGGAAACAACAACAGCAACCUCUGGGCAGCAAUGUACAACACUGAAAACUAAACUGGAACUAAAAGUUCUGCGAAUAGUUUUUUCAGGUAGAUUAUCCAUUUUAAUCACAGUGCUCAUCUCCGUGCGAGCAGAUGUUCCACUUCAAGGAUUUCAUCCAUCACUAUUUUGAUUAAACGCCAAAGCUGCAUACUUUGCUUAGCUUAUCCACAAUGACUGAUUAGACCUGAAGAAAUAUAAACAAGUGAGAGAGUUUUUACCCCUGUGACAGAAUGGUAUUGUGAUGCAGCCAGAUCCUUCUGUUCUACAGAAAUACCUAGCUAAGCAAGACUGUUGGGACUACUGAUCAGGGUUUAGCUAGUAAAGGGCCACCAUGAGAAUGUCUUCCUUGAUGCCUAAGGACCUCCAGCCAAAGCUUCUAUUCUUGAAAAAAAGCUGGCUUCACCUAAGACAGUGGUCAUGUAUCUGGAUAACAUCUGUUUGUGGCCCAUAUCGUAUGUCGGUAGAAAAUGGAUUUACCAGCACAGGAAAAUUGUCCACUGUGUUGAGUCUGUGUUAUCAAUUAACCAGUAAUUUGUUGAUAGUGUUGUAAAUUCUACAGAAAUUAUUCAAAUUUGCAUUCCAAAUUGUGCUCUCCCUUAACAAUACCUGUGCGACAGCGGAUGUAAACAGUCUGUGCUAGCAUCAGUUAGUUUAAAAUUGCCUUGUUCGGCCCCAGUCCCAGUGUUUGAGACCUACUCAGGACAUCCCUAGCCAGAAGGUAACAAAAUCCACGUACCAGCGCCUCCAAACCUUUUUGCAAGUUUUUGUGUUAAAUUAAGCUGCUUGCCCUCUUGUAGCUUCAUGUUUUGCAUAGCCUCACACCCCAAGAGUAGUAUCAAAUCCCUUAUCUGUCAGCAAUAGAGCAAACAAAUAAAAAUGGCAAACUUUUUCUUUUUCCAAAGUCUCAAAUCUGAAUUCCGUGUUUUAGAAAAAUACGGGUGUGUGCAGCCAGCACACCACUCUAGUGUGUGCUGUGUUGACGUUGGCUCUAAGACGAGGAUGGGGGGGGGGAGCGGCAGGGUCAAUAUGCUUGCCAGUCAUUUGUUGUGUGAGAGCGAUAAAGUCCAGCUUUUCUCAUUUUCUAUGAGAACUGUAGUUAGUUGAAUUUAUAUGUACAUAUAUAAAUAUAUAUUAAAAAAAAUACUGUAAAAAAAAAAAAAACUUUAGCAAAUGCUGUUUGACUUUAAAAAAAAAGUCAAAACAUUUGAUUGGUAUUGAUGCAGAGGUUUAUAUUCUAUAUGAGGACAAAGUACUUUUAAAAUCCUGAGAAAAAAAGUCUUGACAUGACCAUUUUUAUUAGGUUUUUCCUUCUAUGGCAUCCCUCUGUUAUGAACAGAACUGCUGUCAUUGCAAGUAUUACAGUUUUGAUUCUUUUUCUUGUUCAAGGAAAAAAAAACAGUGUUUCCUUUCUAGAUCUUAAUGCAUAAUUUGAGACAAUUCUAUCCAGAUUUUCCCUCUGGCUACUUUUGGCAUCUUGUAUACAUAAGGCUUUUGAUUAUCUUUUUUUUCCCACCACUGCCUGAUAUUGCAUUCUACCAGUUCAGUUGGAAAUACGUACGAUUCGUGCAAUAAACAAAAAGACGAUGCUCUUGA